Heterobilharzia americana is the source of this 2085-nucleotide messenger RNA. NCBI's taxonomy places the organism in Eukaryota, Metazoa, Platyhelminthes, Trematoda, Strigeidida, Schistosomatidae. The record is from the annotation of a GenBank genome assembly.
AGGGCUGUUUACGAGACCAGACUGUAUUGUGGAUGUGCACUGGUAUUCAACAAACACUAAUCCCUUUCCUAGUUCGAGAAACUAAUCAACUUGAUCGAGAAGAUAAAAUCAAUAACUGUAAAUUUGAAAUACGUGCAACAGGCGAACGAGUUACUGAAGCCUACUGGAGAGUGCAUAGAGUGGAUAAGAAUGUAAGGCGAUUUGAGUCUAUUGCUUGGCCAGGACACUUUAUCCGAGUAACAUCAGGUGUUGCAGAUGUUAUGGGUGGUGGUGGAAUGGACUGCUACUUUAAAAUCAUCCGUGUUCGUUGUAAGGCUUUAUUCAACUGUCACCUCUUGUGGAUAUCAAUAAGAUUAUUGGGAUGAAUGAAGAUGGAACCAUAACUCUAUAUGAUAAGCAAACAAUGGAAGAAAAUUCUAGAUUUUAUCCAGAAGUUAUAAAAUAUGGACUUGCUAGUAGUAGUACUCAACCAAAAUUGAUUAGUUCACCUACGAACAAAAAACCGCUGAUACCGAUCCUCAAAUCACUUCUGAAAAUCACAGAGAUAUGAAUGAGUUGCUAAAUCAAGGACAGGAAAAACAGAAUCAGAAGCAUUGCAAGGAGCGAUUAUUAAUACUAACGCAGCCUGAAUAUCAAACAAAUGCAAAGGAUGGUGAUUCAGUUGAGAGUACACUGGGAGAUGAGGCGGAAUCGAAUGAUAAUGAUUCGAGCCAGUUACAGGUUUCAGACAAUCAGAAUGAAAGCAAAAACAUGAAAGAUUCCACCUGGAAACUGUCUAUAUCUACAGAAAAAUCAGCUCAAAAUUGUGAAAUCUAUCUAGUUGUUUAUGGAACAGGUGGCAGUUCUGGUUCAAUACUGAUCGGGAGAUCGAAUGAUGACAAUGGAUUAUUUAAAACAAACAGAAUUGAUAAUUUUAUGAUCUUACUGGAAAAUAUUGGCUCAAUUUACAAAAUACGUUUAGAAGUGAACCCGAUCAAUCAAGGUGUUGAUAGUGAGUGGGAAGUGGAUAAGGUCAUAUUGGAAAACGUAAAGACUUCAAAAAAGUUAAUAUACGACUUUUCUGGUCGACCAUUUGGAAGUAACAUCAAUUUCAAUUAUUUAUCUCGAGAACAAGUUUCAGCUUUUUCGAAUCUAACUAAUACCAGUUCAUUAACAACAAAACAACAGUCAGAAAGUGAAUUGAAACUUUGUCUUUUAAACUAUCGUAUACAAAUGGAAUUAUAUUACGAUGUAUCCAAUGCAGGCGAUUCAUCAGAUAUAUCUGUGGAACCCUAUCUUUGCUUGAUUGGACAAUACGGAGAUUGUGGUCGUCAUUCGAUGGGUCAGAUUACAUGUAAACAGUUAGUUAGUGGAGAAAAGAAAAACGUAUGGAUAUUUGAUACAAUGAUUGAAGCUGCCUAUCUUGGAGAAAUUGACAGCUGUUAUCUAGGUCCAGUCGAUGUUGAAAAUCAACCGGAAUUGAAACGCACUGGAAUGAUGUGUACCAAAAUAUUGGUAUGGGACACAACAAAAGAAGUGAUUUAUGAAUUCCUUUCAGAAACUUGGCUUCUUUCCAAAAGAAAUGAACAAACGCACGAAAUUCAUUUGAAAGUUGGUCAAAUACACUCUAUGGAAUCAUAUGCAGAAAAACGCUGGAAAGAGGUAGAAUCUGGUGAAUCUAAUCAGUUAGAUAAUCAAGCUAAAGAAGAAACCAAAACACUGGAAAAUGACCAACCAGUUAAAACUGAAACAAUAUCACGAGAUGAAGCUAUGAAACUAGAGCAUAAUGAUAACCUCAAUCAACCUGACAAUGAAAACUCACUAGAAGAUGCAAAUUAUAACACAGAAGAUGAAUUGAGUAUUUUACGUGAUGCCCAACUGUUAGUAUCUGCCAUCAUACAAAGAUCGGAAGCCAAUCUAGCGAUUUUGGAAAACCAGGGCUUACUAGCCAUGAAGCCGAGUUGAUUUCUGAUCCUCAUAUUAUUUUUUCAUAUUCGAAGAAACUGCAGAACUACUACAGACCCUUUUAUUAUAAUCCAUAACUUACAUACUGUGAUUACCAUUAUUAUUAUUAUUAUUACCAAUUAUUAUGAACAAAUAAACAAG